AUGUCACCAGUUUCCUCAGUAGCAAGAACUGCUCAAUUGGCAGCCCAAGCUGUUAGAUACAACAAGCCACUCAGCCAACUUGGCCAGAACCAAGCAUUGAGAAUGAACUUUAGCAAAAACUUGGUCUCCCAGCGUUUGAACAACUCCAAAGCUGGUCCUCAAGAGAUGACCGUGAGAGACGCAUUAAACUCUGCUUUGGCUGAAGAGUUGGACAGAGAUGACGAUGUAUUUCUCAUGGGUGAAGAAGUUGCCCAAUACAAUGGUGCUUACAAAGUGAGUAGAGGAUUGUUGGACAGAUUUGGUGAAAGAAGAGUUAUCGACACUCCAAUCACCGAGAUGGGUUUCACUGGUUUGGCAGUUGGUGCUGCAUUGCACGGCUUAAAACCAGUGUUGGAAUUUAUGACCUUCAACUUUGCUAUGCAAGCCAUUGAUCAAAUCAUCAACUCUGCUGCAAAGACUUACUACAUGAGUGGUGGUACUCAACCAUGUAACAUCACAUUCAGAGGACCAAACGGUGCCGCUGCAGGUGUUGGUGCUCAACACUCCCAAGAUUACGCUGCUUGGUACGGAUCAAUCCCAGGUUUGAAAGUCCUUUCACCAUACUCCGCUGAAGACUACAAGGGUUUGCUCAAGGCUGCUAUCAGAGACCCUAACCCAGUUGUGUUUUUGGAAAAUGAGAUUGCUUAUGGUGAAUCAUUCCCAGUCAGCGAAGAAGCACUUUCAUCUGACUUUAUCUUGCCAAUCGGUAAGGCCAAGGUUGAAAGAGAAGGUACCGACCUUACUAUCGUUGGUCACUCUAGAGCCGUCAAGUUUGGUAUGGAAGCUGCUGAAAAAUUGGAAAAAGAUUAUGGUGUCAGCGCCGAAGUUAUCAACUUGAGAUCAAUCAAGCCAUUGGAUGUGCCAACCAUUAUCGAGUCAUUGAAGAAGACCAAGCACUUGAUUACUGUUGAGAACGGAUUCCCAGCAUUUGGUGUUGGUUCAGAAAUCUGUGCUCAAAUUAUGGAAUCAGAGGGUUUCGACUACUUGGAUGCUCCAGUUGAAAGAGUCACUGGUUGUGAAGUUCCAACUCCAUACGCUAAGGAAUUGGAAGACUUUGCUUUCCCAGACACCGAAACCGUCUUGAGAGCCUCAAGAAAAGUCUUGGGCUUGUAA
Molecule: messenger RNA, 1152 nt
Organism: Lodderomyces elongisporus
Lineage: Eukaryota; Fungi; Ascomycota; Pichiomycetes; Serinales; Debaryomycetaceae
Gene: PDB1
Product: pyruvate dehydrogenase (acetyl-transferring) subunit E1 beta
Exons: 1
Coding region: 1-1152 (383 amino acids)
Biological process (GO): pyruvate decarboxylation to acetyl-CoA
Molecular function (GO): pyruvate dehydrogenase (acetyl-transferring) activity
Source: RefSeq, a predicted model, not a curated record